Molecule: messenger RNA, 6115 nt
Organism: Labeo rohita (rohu)
Lineage: Eukaryota; Metazoa; Chordata; Actinopteri; Cypriniformes; Cyprinidae
Product: solute carrier family 12 member 6-like
Exons: 25
Coding region: 580-4035 (1151 amino acids)
Biological process (GO): cell volume homeostasis; potassium ion homeostasis; chemical synaptic transmission
Cellular component (GO): membrane
Molecular function (GO): potassium:chloride symporter activity
Source: RefSeq, a predicted model, not a curated record
GGAGCGCGCUUUACGCCCGUAGUCAGUCAAACGUGCUGAUUUUGAUGGUCCGAAAGUGGAGCGAUAACAGUCCGGAUUUCAUCCGUCCAGCACAAAGCCGGUCUUUAGCCGACCCGUGACAGCAGUCUUGAGCGUUCUGUAUUAAUCAGCCUUCAUUUAUUUUGCAUUACAGUAGAGGAAGGUUAAUUUUUCAUACGCUGUCAGACAGAGGUUUUCAUUACGUGUGAAAAAAAACCAUUCUGCCAAAGUCUUUGCUGACACGUCAGAAACCAGACUCAAACCACACGAGCUGAUCUGAGAACAAAUCAGCUCUUUUUGGGAGAUAUUUGCAUUGAAUGCAUAGCUACCUCCACCCUCCAGUGUACUAUUAAAAUUUUAUUAUUAAGUAGGUUGCGGAGGUGUUUAAUAGUAGAUCGUAGAAGCGUCAUUCGCACACACAGAGUCUCAUGGCGACGCAUCGGGGCGUGUCGUUCCCGCCGCGUGCCGUGAGCUGAGUCGCACCGCUCGUCGCAGCAGCAGGGCCCCGGGGCCGUCAUCCUGUCGGAGCCGCAGCAGCAGUCGGUGGCGGCGCGGGAAGCCAUGGCGUCGUCCGUGCGUUUCACCGUCACGCCGACCAAAGCCGAGGACUUGCCGGACACGUCGCCGGACGUCAGCUCACGCUCCAGCGGCAGGGUCCGCUUCGGCUCCAGGGAGAGCGUGAACCGCAGCGAGCUGCACAGCGAGGCGUCCGGAGGGGUCACGACCUCGGCGGGGGCCGACACGCCGGACCGCAGUCACCUCGAACACGGUGACGGCGGUGUGAAGCUGUCCAGUGUUUACAUCAAUAACUCUCACGCCAUUGAUGACGAUGAUUUCUACGACAGGAAUCUGGCUCUGUUUGAGGAAGAGAUGGACACUCGUCCCAAAGUGUCGUCUCUGCUCAAUCGUCUGGCGAACUACACAAACCUCACGCAGGGAGCCAAAGAGCACGAGGAGGCUGAGAGCAUUGGCGAGAAACGCAAGAGCAGAAAGUCUCCACAGAUGGGCACCUUCAUGGGCGUGUAUCUGCCGUGCCUGCAGAACAUCUUCGGCGUGAUUCUGUUCCUCAGAUUGACGUGGGUCGUCGGUACGGCUGGAGUCCUGCAGGCGUUGUGUAUCGUCUUCAUAUGCUGCUGCUGCACGCUGCUGACUGCGAUAUCUAUGAGUGCCAUCGCUACUAAUGGAGUGGUGCCAGCGGGCGGCUCCUACUUCAUGAUCUCCCGUUCGCUGGGGCCCGAGUUCGGCGGAGCCGUGGGCUCCUGUUUCUACCUGGGUACUACCUUUGCCGGCUCCAUGUACAUCCUCGGGGCCAUCGAGAUCCUACUGAUGUAUAUUGCUCCCAGCGCUGCCAUCUUCGUUUCAGACAGUCCUGACGGCGAGUCAGCGGCCAUGCUGAACAACAUGCGCAUUUACGGCUCCAUCUUCUUAGUGCUGAUGUCGCUGCUGGUGUUCGUGGGAGUCAAAUACGUCAACAAGCUGGCGUCUGUUUUUCUGGCCUGUGUGAUUGUGUCCAUCCUGUCCAUCUACACCGGUGCGCUGGUGUCCGCCUUCAGCCCGCCGUCCUUCCCUGUUUGUAUGCUGGGAAACAGGAGUCUCGCUCAGCAUGAGCUGAAGGACGGUCAUUGUGCAAAGAUGUAUCCUCCACCGCAGGAAUCCGCUAACGUUAGCGAUAGCUUCAACGGCACAGACGCUUCUCCCGUUACCGCCGCCGCACCGGAUAAAACCACGGACCUGUGGCGACACUUCUGCAACAGCUCGGAGCCGAACGCCACGUGCGACGAAUACUUUGAACACAAUAAAGUCAAGCAGAUCCAGGGAAUCCCAGGACUCGCCAGCGGCGUGAUCGCAGACAACAUCUGGAGCUCGUACUCCUCUAAAGGAGACGUCCUGGAGCGCGGCUCGCAUCACUCGGCCCACAGAGCCGCCGUGUCCAAUCGCUUCCCUUACGUGUUCGCUGACAUCACCACGUCCUUCACGCUGCUGAUCGGGAUUUUCUUCCCCUCUGUGACCGGAAUCAUGGCGGGAUCGAACCGUUCUGGAGAUCUGAAGGACGCCCAGCGCUCCAUUCCCAUCGGGACCAUUCUGGCCAUCCUCACCACCUCACUCGUCUAUCUGAGCUGUGUUGUGCUGUUUGGAUCCUGUGUGGAGGGUGUUGUUCUUCGAGACAAGUUUGGAGACUCGGUGAAGGGGAACCUGGUUGUCGGGACGCUCUCGUGGCCCACCCCCUGGGUGAUCGUGAUUGGCUCGUUUUUCUCCACGUGCGGCGCCGGCCUCCAAUCGCUGACCGGAGCUCCUCGCCUGCUGCAGGCCAUCGCUAAAGACAACAUCAUUCCCUUCCUGAGGGUGUUUGGUCACGGUAAGGCCAACGGAGAGCCCACGUGGGCUCUUUUACUGACGGCGGUUCUGGCUGAGCUGGGGAUCCUCAUCGCUUCACUCGACCUCGUCGCUCCCAUUCUCUCCAUGUUCUUCCUCAUGUGCUACCUGUUUGUGAAUCUGGCCUGUGCUCUGCAGACGCUGCUCAGGACGCCCAACUGGAGACCCCGAUUCUCAUACUACCACUGGACGCUGUCGUUUCUAGGCAUGACGAUCUGUCUGGCUCUCAUGUUCAUUUCCUCAUGGUACUAUGCCAUCGUCGCCAUGGUGAUCGCCGGCAUGAUCUACAAGUACAUCGAGUACCACGGGGCGGAGAAGGAGUGGGGUGACGGGAUCAGAGGUUUGUCUCUCAGUGCGGCUCGCUUCGCUCUGCUCCGGCUGGAGGAAGGUCCGCCGCACACUAAGAACUGGAGGCCUCAGCUGCUGGUGUUGCUGAAGCUGGAUGAAGACGCUCACGUCAAAUCUCCUCGUCUGCUGACGUUCGCCUCUCAGCUGAAAGCGGGGAAGGGUUUGACCAUCGUUGGAACCGUCAUCCCAGGAAACUUCCUGCAAACCUACGGCGAGGCUCUGGCCGCCGAGCAGACGCUCAGGCAUCUGAUGGAGAAGGAGCGCGUGAAGGGCUUCGUCCAGUGCAUCGUGGCGCAGAAGCCGCGCGAGGGCAUCAGUCACAUGAUCCAGUCCAGCGGUUUGGGCGGCAUGCGGCACAACACUGUGGUCAUGGGCUGGCCGCACGCCUGGAGACAGAGCGAAGACCCGCAGAGCUGGAAAACCUUCAUCAACACGGUUCGCGUCACCACCACGGCUCAUCUGGCUCUGCUGGUGCCCAAGAACAUCCCUCUGUUCCCCAGCAAUAGCGAGCCGUGUACGGAGGGCUUCAUCGACGUGUGGUGGAUCGUUCAUGACGGCGGGAUGCUGAUGCUGCUGCCCUUCCUGCUCCGACAGCACAAGGUGUGGCGUAAGUGCGCCAUGCGGAUCUUCACCGUGGCUCAGAUGGAAGACAACUCCAUCCAGAUGAAGAAGGACCUGGCCACGUUCCUCUAUCACCUGCGCAUCGACGCCUACGUGGAGGUCGUGGAGAUGCAUGACAGUGACAUCAGCGCGUACACGUACGAGAGGACGCUGAUGAUGGAGCAGAGAUCACAGAUGCUGCGGCAGAUGCGCCUCUCGAAGUCCGACCGAGAGAAAGAGGCGCAGCUGGUCAAAGACAGGAACUCAAUGCUGCGUCUGACCAGCAUCGGCUCGGACGACGACGACGACACGGACGGGCCCGGCGGAGGAGACCGCGUCGCGGAUCACCCGCGCGUCCACAUGACCUGGACCAAAGAAAAGGUCCUUCAGCUGCGGAGCAACACGCAAACCAACCCGGCCUCCUGCUGCAGCACGCCGGAGGGAUUCAGAGACAUGCUCAACAUCCGACCAGAUCAUUCCAAUGUGCGGCGGAUGCACACCGCCGUCAAACUCAACGAGGUGAUUGUCAAUAAAUCCCAUGAUGCCCGACUGGUCCUCCUCAACAUGCCCGGGCCGCCCAAGAACACAGAUGGAGACGAGAACUAUAUGGAGUUUCUGGAGGUGCUGACGGAGGGUCUGGAGCGUGUCCUGCUGGUCCGGGGAGGAGGAAGUGAGGUCAUCACCAUUUACUCCUGAUAGCAGCGUCCGUCAAAAUCACAGAGUGUUCAAAAGGGAAGUGUGGCCAGUUGAAUAUGUUUAGUUUGUGUUUAUGAUCAUCAUCGACCGCGUCUCAGAAUCUGCCUGCUCUGUUAUCAAGUUUAGUUUGCGGUCCGACCAACAGCAGUGUUUGAUUUAGCAGCUCUGCCCAUGUUUGUGCACAUGUGAUGUGUGAGUGUGUGUGUGUGUGUGUGUGUGUGUGACGGAGCGACACACGGGACGAGAGUGCGUUCCUUAGACUGACUCAGGGCUACAGCCAUUCAUACUGGACCUAGUGUGUAUCUUUCAGACAAGUGUGUGUCUGAGUGUGAGUGUGUGAGUGUGUGUGUUUGUGCACUGAAGAAAGUGUCGAGAGCCGUUCUGUUGAAGCUUGAACAGCAAUUUGAGAGAAUAUUCCAACUAAAAAUGAGCAUCUUAUCAGCAGCUACUCACCCUCCUGUCAUUUCUACGGACGCCUGUUUCCUCCACUGGAUAAAAUAAUAGAGUGAAUGCACUUACGUCACAAUUGGAACUUUUUUUCACAAUUCUUAGUUUGUCUUUCAAUUCUGACACAGUUGCACAAUUCUAAGAAGAAAAGUCAGAAUUGCCAGAUGUAAACUCAGAAUUGUGAUGGAAAAAGUCUGAAUUGUGAGAAAAGUCCUAACUUUUUUUUUUUUAAUUUUUUGUUUUUAUUCUGUGGCAGAAAUAAAAAAAAAAGUCAGAAUUGCAAUAAAAAAAAAAUAAUAGAGUUUGUAACUCACAAUUCUGAUGCAAUUUCAAGAUUUAAAUUUGCAGUCGUAAGGAGAAAAGUCAGAUUUCAAAAAAGUCAGAAAUUAUGAGAAAGCCAGAAUUGCAGGAUAUAAACUCUUUUAAAAAAGUUUAUAUUCUGAGUUUACAUCUUGCAAUUGUGUCAAAACAAUUCUGAGAAAAAGAAUCAGAAGAGUCAGAAUUAUGAGCUACAAACUCAGCAUUGCAUUUCUGAUGCAGUAAACUCGGUUAUUUUAUUUUAUUUAAUUUUUUUAUUAUGUGUCAGUAAAAAACAGAAUUGCAAAAUAAGAAUUUACAAAAUAUAAACUCAGAACUCACAAUUCUGUUGGACUUCGUUUCUUUUUUCUUACAGUUUUUCAGAAUUGUGAGAUACAAAACAUCUGCAUUUCUGAUGCAGUAAACUCAGUUUUUUAUUUUAUUUACAUUUUUUAUUAUGUGUCUAACUGAAAAAAACAGAAUUGCAAGACAUUUUAAGACAAAAGAAUUUACAAAAUAUAAAUUCACAAUUCACUGAACUUCAUUUCUGACUUUUCUUUUGCAAUUCUAAAUUUGCAUCUAAGUUUCUAUCUCUAGUAUUUUUUCACAGUUGUGGAAAAAGUCACAAUUACCUUUUUUAUUUUAUUUUUUAUUACUGAGAAAUAAACUCAUAAUCUAAGCUAAAAACUCAAAAAAGCUAAAUAUAAACUUGCAAUUCUAAGAAAAAGGGGAGAAAACUCAGCAUUGUGAGGUAUAAACGCAUAAUUUUUUUUGAAAAUUCUGAGUUUGUCUUGCAGUUCUUGCAAUUCAAUUUAUGAAAACAAUCAUUUCAUUUAAAGCUCGACUGAGAAACAGAAACAACAGUGUUGGGUUGUACUGACACACGGGAGUGAGUAAAUGCUGCUGAAGUGUGAUUUUUGUGCUGAAUUCCUGUUGAAAUGAGGUUUGCGUGUGUGUUUGUGCUCCUGCUCGCUCCACAUUCGCUCUGCAUGAGAAUCUGAAUGCCAAUCAGUGAUGUAAAACAGGCCGACUUCAUCGUAGCAAUACAUUCAUCAGCGUCUCAUCGGUGUCCUGUGAAUGUGGAUGUUUAAAUGUACACACACAUCCAACCCACGCGUUUCUGCUGUAUCGGCGCCAGCGAGUCUACAUUCGUCUGUUCAGACAGAGUUGAAACUACUUUUAUGGAUAUUUUUGUUGACUUUUUAUCAUCGUUGCUUAUAUCUUUAUGUGCAGGGAUUGUGAAUUUGUUUUCUUGUCAUUUUUGAAAUCUCAAGUGUUAUCUGCUAUUUUUAUCACCUGGAAUAAUAAAAUGACAGUAAUACAUCUCUUUUAAACA